Molecule: messenger RNA, 2885 nt
Organism: Mus caroli (Ryukyu mouse)
Lineage: Eukaryota; Metazoa; Chordata; Mammalia; Rodentia; Muridae
Gene: Wee2
Product: WEE2 oocyte meiosis inhibiting kinase
Biological process (GO): regulation of meiosis I; mitotic cell cycle; protein phosphorylation
Cellular component (GO): nucleus; cytoplasm
Molecular function (GO): non-membrane spanning protein tyrosine kinase activity; magnesium ion binding; ATP binding
Source: RefSeq, a predicted model, not a curated record
AAUCAGCGCUAGCUAAGCCCCGCCUCCAGGUCCAGGAUACACUUGGUGUUUUAUGUCAGACUCUAUUCUGUUGGGAGCAAGGCCAACAACCGGCUGGCCCGGAGAAGAAGUGGCAAGUGAUGUGACACGAGGAAGGGAGAACUGACCUACUCGGAGGCUGUGGGGAAGGGAUCAGAUCACCUGGUUCACUGGCUUGUAACCAAGAACCUGCUCCUGGGCUCAGAAACUCAGCUGACGGUGACUUCUUUGUUGGUAACCUGUGCCUUCCUUUCCCUUGGAUGGUUUUUUUAUGGCCACCCGUGGAAUGCUGAGCCUCUGAUAAAGAUUUAUAGUGUUUUCCACUCCGAGACCUCCUUGUCUGCACUGAGAUGGCUGACACAGAGACUGACCAGGGACUGAACAAGAAAUUAAACUUCUCCUUUUGUGAAGAAGAUACUGAGAGUGAAGGGCAGAUGACUGCACAAGACAUCGGAGGGGCCCAGAACCAAAAGCCUGGGAGGGAAGAAAGUGAGGAGUUGGAGGGUCCGAUGCCUCCUACCAGAGAUGAACUUCAUACUUCUCUGAGCAGAGACAAGGAAAGUCCAGGUCCUGAUCUUUGGAAAUCAGUUUCAGGCCUUCCCAAAUGCCCAGAGACACCAAUAUUAUACAGCAAGAGCAAGCUGCCAGUCCCUACCAACUUCUCCACUCCCAAAAAUUUGCUGGGUCAGCCAGAGAUUUCUCUGCUAGAGAAGCUCUCCUCCCGAAGCUCUAGACAUAUGAGGCUCACACCUGCUCCCCUUAUGGAUGAGAAGACCUCUUUGUCUCUGGUCAAUAUCAAUCCGUUCACUCCGGAGACCUACAGAAAAUUACUCCUUCAAUCAAAGGGCAAGAGGAAGACCAGAGACUAUCUUGAGGAAACUGGAGAAGAGGAAAGCAAAUCAGUACAGUGGCUGCCUGCUAAGAGAAGUAUUCUACAAGAAACUAAUAUGGCUUCCCGCUAUGAAAAAGAAUUCUUCGAGGUAGAAAAAAUUGGGGUUGGAGAAUUUGGGACAGUCUACAAGUGCAUUAAGAGGCUGGAUGGAUGCAUUUAUGCAAUAAAGCGCUCUGCAAAGUCCUUUUCAGGAUUGUCAAAUGAAUUGGAUUUGCAUGAAGUUUAUGCUCAUGCAGUGCUUGGCCAUCAUCCCCAUGUGGUACGCUACUAUUCAUCAUGGAUAGAAAACGAUCAUGUGGUCAUUCAAAAUGAAUACUGCAAUGGUGGGAGCCUGCAAGCUGCUAUAUCUGAAAACACUGCGUCCAAUAAUCACUUCCAAGAGCCCAAACUCAAAGACAUCCUUCUACAGAUUUCCUUGGGACUUAAGUACAUCCACAACUCUGGCAUGGUACACCUGGACAUCAAACCCAGUAACAUCUUCAUUUGUCAUAAGAUGCAGAGUGACUCUCCUGUAGGCCCAGACGAGGCUGAAAGUGAAGCUGACUGGUUUCUCAAUGCCAGUGUGAUGUAUAAAAUUGGUGACCUGGGCCACGCGACAUCAAUCAGCAAACCUAAAGUGGAAGAAGGAGAUACUCGUUUCCUGGCUAAUGAGAUCUUGCAAGAGAAUUACCAAUACCUUCCCAAAGCAGACAUAUUUGCCUUAGGAUUAACAAUUGCAGUGGCUGCAGGAGCAGAAUCAUUGCCCAUCAAUGGUGACAUGUGGCAUCAUAUCCGCAAAGGGAACUUCCCAGAGAUUUUCCAAGAGCUCUCAGAUGACUUUUAUGGUCUACUCAAGAACAUGAUCCACCCAGCUCCAAAGGAGAGACCAUCUGCAGCAGCUCUGGCCAGAAGUCGAAUUCUCUGGCCUUUCUUGGAGAAGACCGAUGAACUCCAGAAACUACUGAAUUUGGAGAAAUCCAAGACAGCCAUACUGAAAAGAGAACUGAAAAAAGCUCGGCAUAUCCAGACCCCUCAGAGAGACAUCCACCAUUGUUAUUAUCAGAUCUACAAAGGCUCAAGACACCUACUGGUGGGAAGGAGGAGGAAGGCGCCCUCAAGCUUCACCUGUGGGACAUCCUCCGUGUAGGAACUCACUCCUGGCCUUUUGCUACACAACACAGCCUUUUGAAAACGCUUACAGGAUACAAAACUAAACCAGCUUGAAUGUACAAAGAUCUCAAAAGCCAUCAUGAUGUGGCAUCUAUAGGCAAGAUCACUGAGCUUCCAGGGUUUCUCCUUAGCAACGGUCUUGUGUAUCGUAAGUACUGGAGUCUUCUUUUCCCUAAUGAUGUAUUUCUAGAGUUGCUUACUAAAGACUCCUAAUGAAUCAUCAGAAAACCUGGCUCUGAACUGAAAGGAGAAGCAGAAAUGUGCUACUUUGGCCUAUGGAUUAAGAAGCUGCCUUUACUUAUUCUUCACUGGGGUCCAAAGAACUUUCCCUGUACAUAAAAAGGGAUAAAAUAUGGCUUUAAGUGUCAGCUUCCAAGAGAAUGUUGCCUGUAUUUCAGAGUGCUUUCCAAGAUCUGUCUGCUCCUCCAAUCACCAGCUCCUUUGAGCAAAGAAUUUGCCUACUAUACUUUCUGAAUGGAAGCAAUCUCUUUUCUGAUUUUGCAUUAUUAAAUAAAAGACUAUCAUUGUGUGAAACAACUAGAGUAAGACUAUAAUUUGGAUAUUCCUGAGCUGCUUAUUAAUUUGUGAAACAUAAUCAGCAGAGGCAGAGGACCCAGGAAGGUUGGUGUACCUGUUCCCCGUGUGUUCCCCACGUCUUAGGUCUCUAUGGCUGACUCCAAUUGCUUUUCAGUUUUUGAACAUCAUAUCAUCAUCUGGUUCUCUUCAUUUUUUUUUUAACACCAGAACUCAUCCUUUUGUUUUCUGUGCUUUUUAACAUAUUUUAAUCCAAAUCAUUGUAAAUAAAGAUUUUUAUCUUAUCCAAAGA